This is a messenger RNA of [Torrubiella] hemipterigena, 1686 nucleotides long. Lineage: Eukaryota; Fungi; Ascomycota; Sordariomycetes; Hypocreales; Clavicipitaceae. The record is from the annotation of a GenBank genome assembly.
GAGUAAGACUGGCCCUCGAAUAUCAGGGAGGACCCGUUCGGUUUUAAAGUUUUGUUCAUAACGCGAGCUGCACACAUUUCAAGCCUCGCCAACGGGACUUUCGGAUAGUUGGUACGCCUUCGGCCCAUAAGCACCGCCGUUUCGUAUAAUUAAGAGUGUGCUUAUUCGCUCCCAGACUCUAUAUAGUGCUUAAGGCUCAGGAUACAUCAUCCCCAGUCCCACGCGUAUCGACUUUUGCAUCUUUCAUAGUCCCUUCGGCUGCCUUUCCGACGCCAUCACCAUGUCUCCUUCAGUCGUCCUCGGUGCGACUAGGUACCCCGUCGUCAAACUACCUCAUCCUUUUCUUAGCAUCUAUAAAGUACAAGGCACUCCAUCAAAGCUGUCUUUGACUCUUCAUGAACAGCCGGAAAACUCGACACCUUUGCAAGAGGCGCUUCACUCGGAUGACUUGACUUUCCAGGAUCCCACCUAUUCCAACAAGCAGAGUUUACCUCCCCUCAACGACAAUACUCCAUGGGCAAGGGCUCGCCGCAGCCCCGCGACGCAGUUCACCUGGAAUAGCACAGCACCAUCACUAGCUCAAGUCUGGAACGUUGUUCACGCCAUCUUUCUCGCAUAUCCUACAUUCGAACAGUUUCGAGUUUCUCUGGUCGGCCGGGAUGCAUCAACACUUACAACAGAAUUGCUAGCAACUGGCUUGGCUGCCGUCCACCCUGCACCAACACCUCAGGCUCAGGCCGGCAAGAGCACCAUUCUCCCAUACGACGAUACCGAACUUGUUAUUCUUCGUGGCGCCUUUUGGCAGGGUGCCGCCUCACCGGCUGGACCAAGGCCAAUUUGGGCGGUCGGUAGCGGAACAAGCGGCCCUAUGCGGGUGCCAUUGACACAAUACCCUCCAAUGCCAGAGAGAUAUCAGCUUACAAACAGAUUCCCACAAGAAGCUGUCUACACACGCCACCCCAGUCGUCGCCCAAAGCCACAUGUCGGUUCCAUUGUAUACAGUCGCUAUAUUCCCGAAGUUGACCAGCAUUUCUCCCUACAAGUCGUUGACUGGUCGAGCGAUAUCGACGUCCAGCUGUUUAAUAAAUGGCAAAAUGACCCUCGAGUAGCUGCAGGGUGGAAUGAGACGGGCACUUUUGACCAACACCGAGAAUAUCUACGCAAGCUGCAUUUUGAUCCUCACGUGCUAUGUCUCUUUGGCCGAUUUGACGAUACACGCUUCUCGUAUUACGAGCUUUAUUGGUCCAAGGAGGAUCAUUACGGCGCACACUACGCUGCCCACGACUAUGACCGCGGAAGACACUCCCUCGUGGGUGAUGCGUCUUUCCGUGGCGCCCACCGUGUCAAUGCGUGGUACUCGAGCUGCAUCCACUACUGCUUCCUCGAUGACGUGCGGACAGUCAACGUGGUUGGCGAACCGAAAGCCUCUGGAGCUACUAUCUUGUCGUAUGAGAACGCACAGGGUCUUACAAUUGGACAAUAUGUGGACCUUGGUCACAAAAGAUCAGUCCACUCUGUCUGCAGCAGAGAGAAGUGGUUCCAGCUGAGCCCGCUCUUCUGGGAUGGAAGGGAGAAGCCUCUCGAGAGUGCCGACCGCGCAGCGUGGAAUGCAAGGCUGUGAUUGUCAUGCAUCAUCUCUUCUUAUUUAAUUAGUCGCAAGCUUUAAUAUAAGAUGAAAUGCAGCCG